CAUCACUAGCGCGCUGGUACGUAGCUCACACUAGCAGGACACAUCACUAGCGCGCUGGUACGUAGCUCACAGACCAGGAGCUGGCCAUGUACUCGCACGACAACAUCAUCUGUGGCAUCACCUCCGUCGCCUUCAGCAAGUCCGGCCGCCUGCUGCUCGCCGGCUACGACGACUUCAACUGCAACGUGUGGGAUUCCAUGAAGAGCGAGCGCGCUGGAAUCCUCGCCGGUCACGACAACCGCGUGUCUUGCUUAGGCGUCACCGAGAACGGGAUGGCUGUUGCCACGGGGUCCUGGGACUCCUUCCUGCGCAUCUGGAACUAGACAACACCACCCGCCCCCCCCACGCACGCCGCCCCCCCCGGGCCCCGCGCGAGGGGAAACCGCCGCUCGGGGGACCACUGACCCACGGCAAUUUGACAGUGAUUCUAUUAAAGUCUACCUUCUAUGGUCAUUUUUAUCUAGCACAAGUUUUAUCGGUCGACUUGUCAG
Messenger RNA from Ostrinia furnacalis (Asian corn borer), 491 nucleotides. Its product is annotated as guanine nucleotide-binding protein subunit beta-1-like. The record is from RefSeq and is a predicted model, not a curated record. The transcript is spliced from 2 exons. NCBI's taxonomy places the organism in Eukaryota, Metazoa, Arthropoda, Insecta, Lepidoptera, Crambidae. Gene Ontology annotation, biological process: signal transduction. Gene Ontology annotation, molecular function: protein binding. The coding region runs from base 87 to 323 and encodes 78 amino acids.